AUGAGCUUAGCUAAUAAUUCAUCUGUAAAAAAACCAUCUUCAACUGGUACAACUGAUUCACCAUAUCUUGGUUCAAAAAUUAGUCUUGUUUCAAAAGCUAAAAUUCGCUAUGAAGGUAUUCUAUAUACAAUCGAUGCUAAUGAGUCCACUGUAGCACUUUCAAAAGUUCGUUCGUUUGGUACAGAAGAUCGUCCGACAGAUCGGCCUGUACCAGCUCGUGAUGAAAUCUUCGAAUAUAUUAUUUUUCGCGGUGCUGAUAUUGAAGAUUUACAAGUUCGUGAACCUCCGCAAAGUACUCUUACACAAGAUCCAGCUAUUGUUGAAUCAUCAAUGUAUCCACCUACUGUACGUUCUACUACGAGUGGAACAAACAGCAACCUCGGAGGUAACCAAGCACGUUCAUCAACAAAUCAAGGCACAAUGCCAUCGGCAUCUGUUCAACAAGGGCCUAACAAAGGAUCAAAAUCAUCAUCUAAUACAGAUCCAUUACGUCAGUUAAAUUUAAAUCAACAACAAUCAUCAAGACCAUUCAGCCAACAAUCAACAUCGGCACAACCCGAAGGACAAGAUUAUUCAUAUAACAAUAAUAAUCAACGACGUGGUCGUCAACAACAAGAUUAUUAUAAUGAUUUUAGUAGCAAUCAAAAUAAUAAUAAUCGACGAGGAAAUCAAAAAUAUGGUUAUUCUGAUUGGUCUCGAACGAAUAAUUCCGCCUGGGACAACGGUUACCGUCAACAACAAACACAACGAUAUCCUCGACAACAACAAUACCAACAGCAGCAGCAGCAACAACAACAACAACAACAAAAUUAUGAAGGCAAUCGUUUUUAUGCAGGAAAACGUACCAAUAAUAAUAGCAAUAAUAAUAACCAACAAGCCGAUAAUUAUUAUGGUUAUCGUGAACGACGUAAUUCAACAGGUGGUAUAACAGGUAAUCCACAAAAUCAACAACGAACUACUCGUCAACAACGUGAACGCGCUAAUUCCAUACGUGGUAAUAGUAACAGUCGAUCAACAUUGAAAUUUGUUGGUGAUUUUGAUUUUGAAAAAUCCAAUGCUGAAUUUGAUAAAAAUGCUAUUGAAGAUGAAAUUAAAAAGAGCCUAUCAAUUAAAACAAAUAAAGAUAAAGAUAAAGAUGAUGACAAAUCCACGACGGAAAAAGAUAAAGAAAAAGAAAACGAUGAACAACAACCACAAACACCACAACCGCCAACAAGCUCAUCGCCAACUAAAUUAGAACAGCCACAACAACAAGAUACAAAUCCUGAAGGUUAUUAUGACAAACAAAAAAGUUUCUUUGAUCGAAUCUCAUGUGAGACAACAGAAAAAGAGAAAACUGUUUCCCGCCGUAAUUGGAAUGAAGAACGUCGUAUAAAUGCUGAAACAUUCGGUUUGAAAUAUCGUCCAGCGCAACAAGGAUAUAAUCAACGUAACGGACAAGGAGGAGGUGGCUAUUAUAAUAAUCGACGAUAUAACUCUGGCCAACAAUCAUAUUAUGGCAAUGGUGCUCGUUAUCAACGUGGUGGAGGAAGCGGAAAUUACGGAGGUGGUCAACAACGUGGCCGAAAUACAACUUACUACGGCAAUACAAACAAACGAAUGCAAGCCUAUUAA
Rotaria socialis is the source of this 1614-nucleotide messenger RNA. The record is from the annotation of a GenBank genome assembly. Lineage: Eukaryota; Metazoa; Rotifera; Eurotatoria; Philodinida; Philodinidae.